UUGUUUGUCAUCCUGUGGGACAAGAAGCGAAACGAUUCCGCUAACAGGUGUUUCUGUUCACAGAUCUUUAGACCUUUAGAACAUGCUUUUGUUUUGAAUGGGGAGUAGUAACACGACAUAUAGAGGCAGAAUACUUAAAGUUUAUAAUUAGGGACGUUCAAUAGAUAUCUGUCAUUUUGCAAUUUGAAGCUGGGGGGUUCUGAAGGAAAAUGUCAACCAAAAAUACAAGCAUGGACUCAGCGAAACGGAGCGAGAGCCCCGUUGUCUCGGAGGCGGAGAUGUUCAGUGUAUUUCAGGACUGGUGUCUCCGGACUUACGGUGAUUCGGGUAAAACAAAGACAGUGACCCGGCGAAAAUAUGACAAAAUUUUACAGACUCUUCUACAGGGAGAUGACUCAAAAGGCGCCUACCUCGAGAGCAACCACAUCAACGCCAAAUUUAAAUUCUGGGUCAAAUCCAAAGGUUUUCAAGUCGGGAGAGUCGAAGACAGAAAUGCGAAUGGAGGCUCUGGUCCUGUCCUGUACGUCCCCAUCAAGGCUACGGUGCGUGGGGGGUGUGUGAGCAUACAUACAGAUGUGCAUUGUGUGGAUGGCUCUGGGCUGGAGGGCGGCGCCUCGUCCCUGAAGAGGGUGGCUGUGGUGGAGGACUUCUAUGACAUCAUCUAUUCCAUGCAUGUGGAGAUCAGCUCCGACCCCGGCAGGAUGGCCAAACACGCCGGACAGAAGAAGACCUACAAGGCGAUUGCAGAGACGUAUGCCUUCUUACCGCGUGAGGCGGUGACCCGAUUCCUGAUGAGCUGUGGCGAGUGUCAGAAGCGGAUGCACAUUAACCCCAGCAGCACUGACUUCAAAGAAAAUGACCGACCUCUGUCUUUGACGCCCGGCCUCAUUGACUACAACAUGCCUCUGACCACCACCUACCUGAAACAGAUGAAGCUUCACUUCAUGAAUAACAAUGAGCAGGAUGAGAGUUCAGUGAGCAGCGAGGACUUUGAUAUGAGCGACCCCACAUGGAUAUCAGCUGAGCACGGACACACGCCGCCUAACCCCACCGCCCCCAACUACCGAGACAGAAUGCACAGCCCCCUGAACGCACACAAGGAGGAGGAUGAUGACUCCUCGUCUGAGAGUGGCAGUGGGAACGGGCAGCUGGCUGUCACCCCUCCUGCCUCGCUCCUGGUGGGCUCGGCCCCAGACAGCCGAACCGGCUCCACCUCCUCCCUGUGCGUGGGCUCGGCGGCAGGCUCGUCAGUUGGCCCGUUCGGAGGGGGCCAAACCGUAAACGGCAACGGCACGGCAGGACCACCGCCGCCACCACCACCGGCUCUGGACUUCAGCACCACGUCAUCGUCCGGGUCGUCCGGGCUGGAGGAGCGCGAGCCGGCGCCUGUGGCCACUCUGGCUGAGCGGCUAGGGCCUGCAGGGACCCUGCUGGGCCCCGCCUACCCGCUGGACUCCACCGUGGCCGAGUUGCGCCGCAAGUACCCCGCCGCCAAGUACCCCGGGGGCAUCCCCCUCCCACUGCCUCUCCCCCUCCCCGGCGACCUGCGCCUGGACAGAGACAUCAGGGACUGUGGCAACAAGUCGCCUCAAUACAGCUCAGGUAGCUUCGACUCUGUGAAGAUGGAGAUUUGUCCAGAAGACCUCACGGUGGGCCGCGGGCAGGGCGGAGAUGACGAUGACGAUGACCACGACGACCAUGAUGACAACGACAAGAUCAAUGACACUGAAGGAGUAGACCCGGAGCGGUUAAAGGCCUUUAAUAUGUUUGUGCGUCUCUUUGUGGAUGAGAACCUGGACCGCAUGGUACCCAUCUCCAAGCAGCCCAAGGAGAAGAUCCAGGCCAUCAUCGAGUCCUGCUGCCGCCAGUUUCCUGAGUUCCAGGAGCGCGCUCGCAAGCGCAUACGUACCUACCUCAAGUCCUGCCGCCGCAUGAAGAAGAACGGCAUGGAGACUCGACCAACACCACCUCACCUCACCUCUGCCAUGGCGGAGAACAUCUUGGCUGCGGCCUGCGAGAGCGAGUCACGCAACGCUGCCAAGAGGAUGCGUAUGGACGUCUAUCAGGCACAGGAGGAGCCCGUUGCUCUGGAGAAGCCGGCACCCCGUGAGUCGGCGUCGCUGGGCCACACAGCAUACUCCCUGGCCGCCACGGCCUACACCCAGGAUCAGCUGUACAUCAACGGCGGCCUCAACUACAGUUAUCGUGGAUACAACGCACUGGGCACCAGCAGCAUGCCACAGCCUGUUUCCUUGACAACUGGCGCGGCACAGAGCAACGGCCCGACUGACCUCAGCAUGAAGUCUCUGGUGUCCAGCUCCUCGUCCUGCUCCAGCUCCAACAGCCACUCAGGCCACAGUCAUGGUGGCCGUAAUGGCAGUAACAGCAUUGGGGCCGGGGGAGGCCCUGGCUCCUGCUCCUCGGCCCAGCUCAGCCCCAGCGAGAUCACAGCCGUGCGGCAGCUCAUCGCUGGCUACCGCGAGUCGGCCGCCUUCCUCAUGCGCUCGGCCGACGAGCUGGAGAACCUCAUCUUGCAGCAAAACUGAGCCACAGACACGCCCACGCCCACACACUCCCUUACACAUCUGUCUUUCUCUCUCUUUCUAGCCCUUAUUUCUGUUCUCUGUCUCUCUCUUUCAUCUCUCGCCUCACUCUCCUCCUCCCUGUCCCUUCCUCUUCCUCACUCUUUCUCUUGCUCUAUAACGCUACCACACUGCCCCCACCUCUUUUCUUGGAAUGGAUCCUAGCCCUCAGCCUCUCUCUCCCUCCCCUCUCUCUCUCUCUCUCUCUCUCUCUCUCUCUCUCUCUCUCUCUCUCUCUCUCUCUCUCUCUCUCUCUCUCUCUCUCUCCCACUCCGUUUGUGUCCCCCACAAACCGUUGCCGGGUGUUGUCUUGGUACUUUCUAGCACUACUACACCGUUUACCCAGGAAACGUCUUCAAAUUCCUCAUCUGGACUGAAGAACUAUCCAUAUCACAAAAAGAAUAACAGCCCCUAACAUGAAAGGAAUACUGCUCCUUAAAGAGUAAAGAAAAAAAAAUGGAGAGAAGCGAAAGACAGUGAAAUGUGUGGACAUCAAUCUCCCAAUACCUACCACCAAAUCGUCUCACCUGCCAAGGGGGUGAGAGGCGUGGGCUCGGAAGCAAGAUGUUGUAAACUCAACGUCAGUGAGGUUUGCGGUCCAGGACAGUUCUCCUCGCCUCCCUCUUUAAGAGACGGGCCUCAUACAAGAGGCUCCUCGCAUUACCAACUAAAACACUUUCUUUAAUGACAUAUGAGUCUAACUGGAAAAUAUAAAAUCAUUUUCUUAUUUAAUGUUUUUUUUUCUUGUUUUGUCAGUUUGAUUGUUUUGUUCUUUACAUGUAUGUGUGUGUUUGUGUGUAUGAAAGCAGAGAGAGUGUGAGAGACUUUAACAAACCUGCUGUAAAUAAAUGCUCUCAGUGUCCUAAAGCACUUUCCCCCCUACUCCUCCAGACCCCCCCACCCCUUCCUCCCAGCUCUCCCUGGGGAGGAUUGCUUAUCUUAUGCAUAAGGAGAUGCCAUUGCUACCACCCUGACCUCGUUACCCACCUUUUGAAAAGACAAAAAAAUACCUCAGAUCUGCCGGGUGUUCUGUGUUCUCAAACCUGACAGACCUCAUUGGAGUCGUUCUAACAGUUGGAAAGGGGAAGUUUAAACAGUAAGUUGUACCUGAAAAGUUUUUAAGUCCAACAGCGUUUCCAGACCAGUCCUGUGUAAAUAUUGGCGUUUUUAAUUUUGUUUCAAACGGAGGUUUCGACUACGACUGUCUGUGAAAUUCCCGUUCCUUUUCUCCUGCCACGAUAACAGACCACCCCCACACCUGCCACGCCAUCAUCUCAAAGACUAUCUGCAGGAGUUUAUUAUGGGGCAAAUUGCACUUGCCAUAGCGGGGCCUGGCAAAGCAUAUGGCGCUCCACAUGAGCGGAUGGGUCUGACUGCCCCAACUGCUCGGAUGCCAAAUCCCGCCAUCCUCUGACUGCAUGCCACACCGUGUAUCCUGGACUCUCCUCUGGGCUUCAACUCACCCCUCAUCACUUCUUUCUCCUCCACACCUUUUCUUUUCUGCCUCUUCCUCUAUUGUCCCCCUCUCCCCUUUAUUUUGCUCAGUUUGGAGGCGACGAAGGGGCAGCUGUCCCUUCUUUUACUUUCUUUCUUUCUUUUCUUCAAAAAAAGGCCAUUAAUUCAUGCUGCUGCUAUGGACUGUCACUGGACUCCAAUUUGCCACAGACCUGAAACCUCAAGAAGACCGGAUCAGACCGUCAGCCUGCUGCACAACCAGACCACCUCAAGACCAAAUCCACGAAGGGGCAAACUUUGGAAGAAGUGAACUAUUGAAACUUAACAGAUGGCCGCAGAGAAACUGACGAGAGACAUUUGAAAAAAAAAACUGUACUUCAAAAAAAAAAAAAACCGACAACAAAAAAACUGCCGUCUACAUUUUGUAAAUGUCUUUCUUUUGGUGAAAAUUCUAUUUUUCGUGGGUUGUAACGUGAGUUUGCGUUCCUCAGUUGAUUUCAUAGAGCUGCUUGCUUUGGGUCUCUUUGUUCCUGUUUCUCUGCCCCUCUCUCACAAUGAUCCUGAUGUCUGUAUCUUUAGAGAGAAUGUUGCUUGGAAGUGAGCUCAUCCCACCUACUCUUUUUUUCCUUCAGUUUCACUGUGGGGAAUCCUCGCGGGGCAUGAACCUCAGCCCUCCACAAGGGGCCUUCUCUGGUCUUUAACCCUCUAGCCUCCAGCAAACGAAAUGAAAUCUUGUUUUGUGUUUGUUUUCAAUAUCAUUUCAUCCAUCCAGUUGUCCCGUAGAUAUGUGCUUCUUUUGUUAAGUUCUCAAGGGCAGUCGGGCUUUAGAGGGGUUUGUUUUACUGUCACGUCACUGUAAUCUUUGCUCCCUUUUGCACACAGAGAAUUGCAGUAGAGAAGCCCCUGUGCCAAGCAGCUAAGGUUGAGAAGUCCGUUGGUUCUCUGUUUAUAUUUUAGGGUUGAGUGAAGGCCGGCCAGUGAAGGCGGGUGCGGGUGGGGCCUAGCAUGAGGGCAGGAGUGUGGAGACGCAGUAGAUAAUCCAAGCAUGCCUGGGCCUGGCCACUGCUAACACGCCUUCACUCUGUGCUACAAGAUGACGACUGUGAUCACACCUACCUGCUGUCACAGUGUGCAGGUUUUUGUGCUGUGUCCAAGUGUGACUGAAUGUGUGAGAGGUCAGAUGGACUCAGGCCACCCGAUGGGCUCCAUGGGUGAAGGAUCACAACCUCUCCCUUUCGUUUUUGUUUUUUUACCCCCUCUGCCUGGGUUUUUCCGUUUCCAUUAUUUCUAAAACCACAGCAACUUGAUUGGAAUGAGAGAAACUAAUGUGUUUUAUUUACAAGGGAUAAGGUUAACAGACUAAAUCUGUGGGAUUGUGAAGCGCUGUUGGUUAAAAAACAACAGAGAAAUUGAAGAAAAUAUGCAAAAAUGACCAGUUUGUGGCUAUACCUCACUGUGUUCUUUCCCUCUUGCGCUUCUUACGCUCUCUCUAUCUCUCUCGCUCUCAUUUCUUCUUUUACCUCUACCCAAUGUCAGUGUGACCACUGUGUGGGCACCCAAUCAUAUUUUUUCGCUCUUCUCUGCGCUUUUUUACUCGUUGUUUCCUUGUGGUGCCUCCCUCGCUCUUGGCCUGCCAGCAUGUCUUGCCUCUCUCCCCUGGGCCUCCAGUUAAGCUGAGCAGUGCAGGGCACCAUGGGACCAGAAGAGGAAGGCAGAAUGCCAGGCAUGGGGAACUGACAAGAAGAAGAGAUCGAUUUCUCAGACACACACACACACACACACACACACACACACACACACACACACACACACACACACACACACACACACACACACACCAUCUCAGAAAGAUGUUCACAUUCAUGCUUACAUGCAAUUGCUCAGCGUCCCCUUCUACCCCCCUAACUCCAAAGCUUGUCCUUGUAAUGUUGAAUUAUGGGACAGGGCUGAGGGGCCACCCUGCCUGCGAAGUGUCCUUCAUUCUGUUUGUCAGGUGCUUUAAGAAAGUGCCGCUGCAGUAAUGAAUGGAUCCACACACCUCCGUGCCCCACCAACACCACGUUACCCUUUACCCUCAACACACAACCCCACCCAACCUCACUUAGAAAAUGACAUUGUCAUGCGCUGCUACUACUACUACUGCUUGUGCUGAAGCUCUCUAACCUCACUUGCCACUAAGCUCUGCCACAGUUUAACAGAGAAGGAACUUUAAAAGAAAGUAAAAUCAUCCAGAGUUCUGCAUUAGUUUGAAAAAAAAGAAACAUCAAGGGACAACAGUUUAAAAAAAAAACAACAAAAAGGUUGAAAAGAGGCAAGGUUGUUAAAUGACAACGCUCUUGCUAAAUACUUUGACUUCCUUUCCCCCCGUUCGUUACCGUUCCACUCAAUAUUUGCUUUCUCACGGGACAGACAACUUCAAGAAAACAAAACUAUUCAAACCGAACAAUGAAAAAAAAUCUUAGGCAGAAGACAAUCUUGGAAAGGUGUAUCCUCACUGUUUUGAUUUCCACUCCUCUUUCUGUGUGCAGCUAUAGUAUAUAACAGUGGACUUGGGAGACCAUAGAGUAUUUUAGCCAUAAUCAAGAGCAUUCUCAGAUAUCUGACUUUUCAGGGCCUCUGGAGAGACGACUUGUUGGCCCCACUGUCGACACCUUUUUUGGAAACCUGAUUUCUAUUUUUAUUAGUGUGACGGUUAUUAUUACAGUUAUUAUUUUAUAAAUACUUUUUUUGUAUUACAAGUAUAAGUGGUCUUUUCAGAGAUAUUUUGUACAAUAUCAAAAUAUCACAAGUGACGUUAAUUCUGUAUUGCCUAUAUACAUUCCAAACCAGGAUGUCAAAUCACUCAGCAGCCUGUCCCAAACAGCGUCACAAAGCCUGCUGCAUAUCAGUGGACAAUCCCCUGCAAGCACACAGGCACACACACAGACACAGACACACACACACACACACACACACACACACACCUAAAUACAUCACAAUGCCGUGUUCUCUUGUCUUAAAUGUUCAACAAUGUUUGCAAAUUACGCAAACACAUACAUUCUGAUAAUGUACCAUCUAAUUGAGAGAGAGAGAGAGGGAAAAGAUAACAUUCCCUUCAGUUGUGUGGAAGGAGAUAUGGGACCUGAGUGUGUUUUCCAGGUGUGGAAAGUCACCAGCUCUUUAUCUUCUCUCUAAUCUGACCCCGAUCAGGGCUAUAUUCUCUCUCUUUCUCUCUCUCUCUCUCUCUCUCUCUCUCUCUCUCUCUCUCUCUCUCUCUCUCUCUCUCUCUCUCUCUCUCUCUCUCUCUCUCUCUCUCAAACACACAGACACACACAGACAUGUAUUGUAACUCAUGAAGGGACAGUCCACAGACAUUUCAGGAGGUGCAUGCAGGUGUGACGCUCGAUGAGGCUUCUGCUGGUGUGAACUCUCACUCAUAGUAGUCUGUUUGGUCAGAUGUGUAGCUCUGCAAAAAAGAAAAGAAAAAAGGUAUUAAAAACACAUACACAACAGAGAAAGAAAUGUAACUUUUUAUUUUUCUAUCAAGGGCAGCAUAUAGCCACAGUCCAGUCACAAAAUGGUUAUCCAGCCAUUGUCGUCUUUUGUCAUUUGAUGGUAUUGUGGGUUACUCUUGUUUCCUUUUUUAAAAUUUCUUUCCCUGUUUUACCCUAACUGCACCAGAUACCAACAGUCUGGCUUCAGUUUUUGGAAUUUGUAACUAAUACCAAUGUGAAAUGAACUGUAAUUCCCCCUCUUCAUUUUGGACUCAGUGAAAGUGUGAUGUUUACAUGUACAGACUUUUGAAAUUAUCUUUUGUCAGGUUUUUUUGCUUUUGAUUUAUUUAUGUUUGUAGCAUACAAACAAUUCCCUUUCCCCUGACAACACAUGUCUUUAAUUUAUUAUUACUGGCUCAUUGAAGGGAAAUGGGACUAGCGUACUGUCUGAAACUUGGUUCAUAGAUACCACAGUGAGAGAUGAGGGCUUGUGCAGGGGUGAUACUACAAAGGUGAUUAAAUUAUGAACCUGGUUAAGUCAAACCCACAGUGAGGCUAGUUGUAGACCUGUUUGUAGACAGUUCAGGGAUUUAUUCCCUCAACUAAAUGAAUUCCACCAGGCUCUACUUCCACCUGUUUUUACUACCUCUGGGUUAAAGGCCUAAGGUUUCAUGUUCCACCUUUUGUAGUUCACCCCUAAAUCAGGGUGGAGUCAGUCAGAGAGAGUCCUUGCCUUGUACACACGCUCCUGCCUCAGUUGACAUAGCCUGGGUGCUGUGGCCUUAGCCAGGCACCUAGCCUACCACUCGCCAACAACUCAAGUCUGCUACUCAAAUAAUGUAUAAGCCAUUACACGCCCUCAUAUAGGGUCUCAAGUGUUAAAUACAAAUAAUCCAUGUUGUGAAAAUGGCAGACGAACAAACCUCAGGAAAAAAAAAGAUUUUUGUGUAUAAAUGUCUAAUUGAAGGCCCAUUUCCCCUCUUUGACAGCAUUUAAAUUAUAAAACAAUUAUUAUUUUUAUUUUGUGUUAACAGUGGAUAUUCUUUUCAGUACAUGUGGCUGAAUUCUUUUAAAAAAAAAAGUGUUGCUAAAUAUAUAUGUGAAACAACAGAAAAAAGAUGAAAACUCCAUUUCAAUUUGUUUCAAUGCAAAACAGCAUGGGCGGCUCUCUUACCUAACAUAUCAAUUUAACAGAAGAAUCCAAUGAUUUCAAAUUAAGCUUUUUCAUUGUGAUGUCACGGCUUAGGUAAAAUAUUUCAUUACAUCCAAAUGUGACUUCUUUUUUUCUUCCCAAGCUGUACCUCACAAAGCUAAAUAUACUAAUAAAAACCGUGUGCUAUAUAUAUCA
Molecule: messenger RNA, 8858 nt
Organism: Engraulis encrasicolus (European anchovy)
Lineage: Eukaryota; Metazoa; Chordata; Actinopteri; Clupeiformes; Engraulidae
Gene: nol4lb
Product: nucleolar protein 4-like b
Exons: 12
Coding region: 210-2546 (778 amino acids)
Source: RefSeq, a predicted model, not a curated record